AUGGCUGUUUACCCGGGUCAGGGGAACAUCUUUCUCCGUGGGCGGGUGUGGUCCGUCCGCCCCGGGUUUUCAAACCUCCUUUUCUCCCGGGCCGCAGAAGGGGGGGGGGGGGGGGUGGGAGGGGGACCCCACGGGCCCGCCGGGUUGGCAGGGCAUUUGGGAUUUUGCACCCCGGGGUUCCUGGGAAGGCUGCCCAGUUCCCGGGGGGGCAGUGGAGAGGGGGGUUGA
Messenger RNA from Knipowitschia caucasica, 228 nucleotides. NCBI's taxonomy places the organism in Eukaryota, Metazoa, Chordata, Actinopteri, Gobiiformes, Gobiidae. The record is from the annotation of a GenBank genome assembly.